Polypterus senegalus (gray bichir) is the source of this 4469-nucleotide messenger RNA. RefSeq names its product plakophilin 3b (gene pkp3b). Gene Ontology annotation, cellular component: cytoplasm; nucleus; plasma membrane. Bases 191 to 2695 code for a protein of 834 amino acids. The record is from RefSeq and is a predicted model, not a curated record. The transcript is spliced from 14 exons. Gene Ontology annotation, molecular function: cadherin binding. Gene Ontology annotation, biological process: cell-cell adhesion; cell-cell junction assembly. Lineage: Eukaryota; Metazoa; Chordata; Cladistia; Polypteriformes; Polypteridae.
AGCGCCAAGGCCCAGCCUUGCACAGUUCAUCAUCCUAGUGUGUGACUGGAGCACUAAAGGGUGGGGACCACACUGUACUGAAAUCUUUGAAUUCUACUAUCAUUUGUAUCAGUGCUGACAACAAGGGGACUACAGCAGACAUUCAAGUGGACGAGAAAGGAACGGAAGAAAGCACAGCUCUUCUGCAUUCAUGCCCAACACGACCACCUCAAGCUAUGCCCUACCCUCGGAAGGGCAACUCGGAUAUGGAGGAGGAGGCAACACGGACGAAGCCUUCAAGGCGCAGAGGGUCCAGGAGCAGGUCCGACUGCGGAUGACACAGAAGAAGACCAGUCAGAGUAGCGCCGGUCAGAGUGCUACUCUGACCAAAACUACAGGCCAAGGCUACGGCGACUCCAAAGACUUGGGAUUGUCAUCUGUCAAGUAUGCAACAGUGACUCCAGGAUACAGUUCCAGAUCUUUCAUGUAUCAAAUGGAGUCAAAAGCAGCGGUGCCACUACAAUCUAGAUAUGGUACCGUACGGACUGGGGGAUGGUCAUCUCGUUCUGCUGUAGACAUGGGCUCCAGUCGGAAGAUGAGCGUAGGACGCUCUGGUGGAGGCAAUGUUUACCAGACGAGGCACACCACGGUACGCAGAGUGAGCAGACCCCAGCCAGACCUGGAAACUAUGUCCCUAAGGUCCCUGCGUUUGCCAAAUGGUCCUCCUGUUAUGCCUGUUGCUGGCUGGGAUGAUGGGGAAUCCAGCAUGAUUUCUGACCAAGUGGACGGUGGUAUGAUGCAGCAGUCCUUGUAUGGAGGGAGUAGCUAUGGUACAAGCUCCCAGUACAGACACAUAUCCAGCAAUGAUGCACCAGGCACAAUGAGCUUGCGGAGGACUGCUAGUGGUACUCUGCCUCAUGGACUAACUGGGCAAAUUGAUUAUCAGGAGCAAGUGGAUAUGGUGCCACAGCAGUCAAGAGCCCGGGGUCCUGCCAUGCGUACCCUCAACCGAAUCCAGACCAAUAACCGAUUCAAUCGGAUGAGUAUGGGCUCUAUUUCAGGAGCAAGUACCAUGCAGCAGCAGCAACAGUAUGCAUCCAACUCCUUUGUCAGUAACCCAGUGCAAACAACCAAUGGCUCUUAUAGCAGUUUAGUCCAGCAGCAGAUUCCUCGGGCCACUUCCAUGAGGAGUCUACACAGCAUGACUAAAGGAAUGGAUACUUAUGAUGAUCUAGAGAAUGUCACUGAUGGAGUGGGUAACAUGGCAGUUGGAUUUGAUCGAUUAAAUAUGGGCUCUGCUGUGGAAUCACUCUCUUCCAGUGAUACUGCCGUACAGGUCUUGGGUGCAGCUUUUAUCCAGCAUGAGUGCUACAAUAAAACUGAAUCCAAAAAUCAGGCUCGCCACUUGAAAGCCAUUCCAAAACUUGUGACCCACUUCAAUAGUGACAAUCUGGAGGUACAGCGCUUUGCCACAGGAGCCAUGAGGAACCUUAUCUAUGAAAACACAGACAACAAGAUGGAGCUUAUCAAUUGUGAUGGCCUUGUGAAACUCAUGAAAGCAUUGCAGGUGAACGAUGAUGAGCUGAGGAAGAACAUCACAGGGAUUUUGUGGAAUUUGUCCUCAAAAGAAGAUCUGAAAGAGAAACUAGCUAUUACAUCCCUCAGUGACCUCACUAAAAAUAUUGUAAAGCCUCUGACUGCGCAGAACAGUACAGGGAGGAUUUGUCAAAAUGCCUCUGAAGCAGAAAUCUUCUGUAAUACCACUGGCUGUCUCAGAAACCUGAGCUCAGUGAGUGACAACAUACGAAACCGCAUGCGAGAUUCUUCAGAACUGGUGGACUCACUGAUCAGAUACAUGCAGGAUUCAGUGGAAAACGGCAAGACAGAGGAAAAGGGAUUGGAGAAUGUUGUGUGCAUACUAAGAAACCUCUCCUUCAACCUCUACACUGAGCUCCCACCAUCAGUUUUAUUGAAGUUGGACGGACCAACAAGGCGUGAAGAAGGAAAUUCAAAGAAAAGUGACACCAUUGGCUGUUUUACGCCCCAAAGCAAGAAAGCCAAGCAGAAACAAGGCACAGAUCUGUACACAUUCUCCGAGAUAAGCAAGGAACCCAUAGGAAGGGAAUGGCUCUGGCACCCUAACAUUAUUGAAAUCUAUAAUAAGCUCCUACAAAAAUGUGAGAUCAACAACACAACUCGAGAAGCAGCUGCUGGAGCUCUGCAGAACAUCACUGCUGGAGAUAAGAGGUGGGCAGGUGUCCUGAGCCGAGUAGCUUUGGAGCAGCACAGGAUCUUACCAACUGUCCUAGAUAGCCUGAGAACUAACAAUGAGCAGGAACUGCGAUCUGUGACAGGUUUCCUAAGGAAUCUGUCACGUCAUGCUCCUAACAAAGAUGACUUUGCUACUAAGGUGGUGAAUAACCUCAUUGCAAAGCUGCCAAAUGACAGCAGGCAGGAUCAGCCAUCUGUUGAUGUCAUCAUGAAUAUCUGUGCCACACUCAACAAUUUAGUAGCCAAUUCCUCGAUGGCAGCCCGUGAUAUUGUAUAUUUUGAUGGUGUGAAUAAACUGGUAGACAUCAAGAGAAACAAAAGCAGCCCUGGCAGAGAGAAGGCAGCAGAUGCAGCCAACACAGUCCUGUCCAACAUGCUACGCUACACCAAACUGCACCGUGAUUUAAAAAAGAAAGGAUUCCAUAAACGUGAUCUUUUAGAUUAAACUCAACAAACACAAAGCCCUUCCUUUUGAAAAUAUCAGUGUUGUGGUUGCCUUGAAAAAGGACCCAAAAAUAUACUCAUAUGUUUUUCUUUCUACCACCCACCCAUGACAAGCUCCAUCCACUCAGACGUCACAUUAACCUCCAAAAUUGCAACCCAUGUUGUCCCACAUCAGCUGUGUUCCACCUCUUUGAGUCCAUGGGAAUGACUGAAUUAGAUAUCUUCACAAGACCGUGAGAUUAAUUCUCCAGAAGAGAAUACAACAGAAGGUCUCAGAUUGCACAGCUCCUUUUAAUGUUCUCAAAAUGAUGACACGAGUAAGGAUUGUUAAUGAAUUGGCGAAGACCAGCAUAAACUGGAGCGUGACACUAUCACUGAUUGAGCCUGCCUAGGAUGUGCUAUUUUUAAGAAUUUCCAGGUGGCCUUACAUUUGGGAGGUUUGAUAAGCUGAAAACAACAUUACAAUGGUCUUUCAUUAUGCUGGAGACAAUCUUUCCUUUACACGAGCAUCAUACAGCACUAACUGUCCUCUGUUGGGAUUAUCAUCUUGGAUUAUUCAAGUAACACCUUUUAUAUUUUAAGAGCUUCUGUAGAAAGCCAAUUCCCCCCCUGGGGGCAAAUAGAGUUCUAUCUAAUCUAUGGUGACUGUGGACCUACGGCCAGUCUAGGAGGUACACCUGAGGGACUGCUUCUCAAUGAGUAGCACAGUGAGACCUGUGGACUUGGAUUUGAGAUAAUGUGGCAUGCACUAUGUCUAUCAUCACAAAGAAGUUUGGCUUCACUGGACAAUGCAGGAUGUUCUGCAUGUAGGCAGGUAUCUCGAAAUAUUUGUGUUUCAUCAGUGGGACUGGCAACUUUAGACACUGGAGUUUCACCUACAACAGGAUUGGCAUUCUGAGAGAAAGUUGGCUUCUCAUUAGAGGUGGCCACUCAUGUUAGGCAAAUGUGUUUUAGUUCAUCCACCUGCUGAAAAAACUGCCUUGCAUUAUGGUCAGCAGUUGAAAUUUAUUUAAAUUUCAGUGAAAAAUUCAGUAAUUGUAAGUCUUCACAGUCGUGUUUGUAGUUUAAACAAUUUGCAAACAUUAUUUUUUUCAUCUUUUUCUGGAUAGCUGAUUCAAAAGCCAUGAAACCUGGACAUGUUCCCACUUGAUCCAGUUUCCUUUUGAACAGCUAUCAUAAAAAUACUCUUCUUGCUUUUGGAAUGUUAAUUUUUUCUCAUGUUUUUAAAUAAGAAUUAUUUUUGCAAUUCUGUAUUUUUUAAGAAAGACGAAUAGAGCAUAAAAAUAAUUUAGUGCCUUUAAGUAGUGGUACACAAAUUGUGAGGCUUCUACAUAAUAAAUGGGAAAAAACCCUUGAACUGUGUAUUUAUGGAGCGAGAGGCCUGCUCUUUCUGCUCCAUGUCUGAGUGUGUGUGAGUGUGGCAGAGAGGUCCGGUUUUGCACACAUUAAGCUGUGACAGAAGCACUUACAGUACAUGACCAUUUUUUUUUUUUUUAGUUCCCAGCUUUAUUUUUAACACUGUGUCUGAAGCUUGUGGUGCUUAGGUAGCAGUAGACAUGAAUCCUUGUAUGCAUGUAUUGUGUGUGGAGGGGCGUAAACGGAGGUUUAGUUUACUUUUGUGUGAUGAACUGACUUGUGUUAUGCAAAAAACUUCAAGAUGUUUAUAUCAAGUAUUCUGAGUAAACAGCAUAGCUAUUGUUAUAGCUAUCUUAUUAACUGUUUCAUUUAUGAUUUAUGUUGGUGGUGAGCAGAAAAAAUUAAAUUUUUCAAAGAUG